AUGGCGAAAAAGAAAAUCAGAAACACCGCAGAGGGCUACAUCAACAAAAUCCGCGUGCCUCACGAACGCACGCACACACGCGAUCCUGGACCGGAGACGCAGGGCGGUUAUUAUCACGGCCCACCGAAGAGAUGGACUGGUAGAGGCCCAACACCUGCUCGACACAUACCAUGGCCAGAGGUCUUCCGACAUCAUAUCUCCAAUUGCGAAGGCCACUUAAGAAUGAUGCAAAUGGUACAGAAGCAUAUAGAGGAAAACACUAGAAAUUGGGAUCUCAUUUGCAAGAUCAUUGAAAACACAGAGCAAAUGGUAUUUGAAUCAAAGAGGACUGCUAAGGAUUUUAUCAUACCCAGGGGCCAGCGUCAACAAGUCCCUUUGAAUUGUUCGUCCGCGUCAAUGUAUCCCGGCUACUCUCCAGCAGACCACAAUUGGGGUGACGCCGCAGCAGAAUAUGGACAAACCCAAGCCGAAAUGAAGAAGCAAGGGAUCGAUGUUCCAGUUUCUGACGAUGUGUAUAAAGUCGGUCAAUCCAGAGGAAUCAAGAAAAGAACUCUGGCUCAGAUUCGCGCAGCUAGCGACCAGGAGAAGGCAAAAGCUGGGAGUGCUUCGAAACCAGGUUCAGGUUCCAACAAUGCCGCUACCAAGCCUAUCAAUGGCAUUUCGACUGCAAAUAGUAUACCCAUUGCGAACGGAACCAAGGGAUCAGCUGACGCCAGCUAUAACGCCAACGACGUAGAAAAAGGAGAGGAUGGGAUGCCGCUAUUCAUCAUUGACAGCAAUCCUAUGAAGGUAGAUAUACCUGGAAUGAAACCACCAAAGCGCAGCUCCACUCCUUCGGAUUCCGUUCAGACCAAGAAACACAAGAAAGCCAAGACCAAGACUGCUGAAGACACACUCGCAGACGCGGCUGAACACGACAUCUCGGCGGAGGUAGAUACAAAGCUCAAGGAGAAAGCCGAGAAAAAGACGAGAGAAAAAAACAAGAAGCGGAAGCGUGAGUCUGGCGAUGCAGAACCAGCCAAGAGUAGUGCUACAUUGGCCGAUAUUGAAAAGACAGAUGGCGAUGAAGUAAAGUUGGAUGAGAAACCUGAAAAGAAGAAGCGAAAAUCAGCCGCUGAAAAGACUAAGGAAAAGAAGCGCAAGCGAAAAUCUGGCGAUACAGACGUUGUUGCGCCCAUCGGAGAAGAGCUACCAGCGGAAGAAGCUGGUGACGAUACAAAACCCGAGAAGCCAAAGAAGAAAAAGCUUAAGUCCUCUGAUUCUAAAGGCAAAGGCAAGAAGCGGAAGAGUGAGGCCGAGAAUGUUGAACCUCCGUCUGCUACUGCGCAUGUGAAGCCAGUAGCGAGUGCUGAGAAUACUAAGGAGCCAGAAAACACACAGCUGCCUACUAUCGACAAACCCGCUCCUGCCAGAGAAUCGCCUAUCGUUGGAGAUCUUCAGGAAAGCCUUGCAGAAGGCAAAGUUGGGGCUAGUGUAGAAGGGGCUGAGGAAGGGGAAAAGGAGAGCAAGCGGCGUAAGACGAGUAGCGAAUGA
Molecule: messenger RNA, 1533 nt
Organism: Bacidia gigantensis
Lineage: Eukaryota; Fungi; Ascomycota; Lecanoromycetes; Lecanorales; Ramalinaceae
Exons: 3
Coding region: 1-1533 (510 amino acids)
Source: RefSeq, a predicted model, not a curated record